GUUUUAUUCUCAAGCGUAUAGGGUGGGUUUCUUUUAAUUGCGGGCAUCGAGUUUCCUGAAGCCAUAUAUAAAUUCGGUCCGAUCCGGUCGUUGAAACAAAGUGCGCUCGCCGGGCAUUUUUCCCUGACAGGAGGCGGCGAGCGAGAGAUGCGGGUCCCGUCGACAAAUGUCAGAGGGCUGCCUCCGUCUUACCACCCUUCGACGGCGCGAGGAUGGAUUGGCGUAACGAGGAGUCGGAUCAGUCGAGCGGUACAUCGAGUCGAGAACCUGAAGUGGGAUGAGAACGAUCAUCCCGCGGCCAGGACGCAGGAUGCUGUCGCCGCCGCCGUUCUGGACCGUAACGUUUGUUCCCAAGGAAUUCAGGUUGGAAUGGGAGUUUGCAAGGACAUUGGGAAUUUCACGUCCGCUUUAGAGAAUCUAGAGCUCGAAACGAAGGAUCAUCCAGGCUUCAGAACAAAUGACAUGCAGACGGAUUACUUCAAUGAUUCCGAGCAGGAGGAAACUGUUCCGGUUUUCAAGACGAGAGAAAAAUCUACUUUUCAAUUGGUAGUCCAGGGACCGGAAAUUCUAAUUUUCCAGGGCAUCAGGCAUUCACCCGCGGAUAUCGCGCCCUAUUGGAAGAAGGACUCUCGAAUGUGGCUGUGGAAGUCGGUCAGGCUCGCGAGAAGGUUGAAGAGAAUCAAAGCGAAGGCUGCUCCCGGGAGCGCUUUGUAUCGCGAGGAUUUUUCAUAGCGUACACUUUUAUUCGACUAUGUACAUACUAAUUUUUGAAUUAUUUUAUUUUAUUUUUUUUUACAUUUGAAUACAUUUUAACAUUCAAAUAAUGUUGCUGACUUGCGUGAGAUAGUCUUUAUAUUUUUUUCGUAUUUAUCGAAAAAAAUUAUUAAAAUAAUAAAAAAGAGACAUUAAAGAGGA
Molecule: messenger RNA, 915 nt
Organism: Wasmannia auropunctata (little fire ant)
Lineage: Eukaryota; Metazoa; Arthropoda; Insecta; Hymenoptera; Formicidae
Exons: 4
Coding region: 148-732 (194 amino acids)
Source: RefSeq, a predicted model, not a curated record